This is a messenger RNA of Parastagonospora nodorum SN15, 2059 nucleotides long. RefSeq lists its product as hypothetical. NCBI's taxonomy places the organism in Eukaryota, Fungi, Ascomycota, Dothideomycetes, Pleosporales, Phaeosphaeriaceae. The transcript has 2 exons. The coding region runs from base 45 to 1958 and encodes 637 amino acids. Gene Ontology annotation, molecular function: metalloendopeptidase activity; zinc ion binding. The record is from RefSeq and is a predicted model, not a curated record.
CUCAGGUCGUCCUUGGUCCUUUCGCUCUUUCAAACCCUUCCAACAUGCGGUCAUUCCUUCUCGCUUCUUUGGCGUCUGUCGCCACGUUGAAGAGCGCCCAAGCCCACCCUGCGCACAGCACCCGCGGAUUGAGCAAGCGGGGAAUCGAUCUCGAUUCGUACCGUCUGAAGCAGCCGGUGUCUUACACCAAUGCCAACGAUGUCGGAUCGGACGCCUCAAUCUCGUCGCUUACUCGCCGCGCCACUGCGGAGGAGACUGCAAGCGAGUUGGUGAAGAAGGUUGUUCCUGGAGCUACCUUCCGAGUUGCAGACAACUAUGUUGGCUCCAACGGCGUUGCCCACGUCUACUUUAAGCAGACCGCCAACGGCCUUGAUGUCGACAAUGGCGACUUCAAUGUCAACGUUGGUCGUGACGGCACGGUCUUCAGUUUCGGAAACUCCUUCUACACUGGGGACAUCCCUACUGCGCCCUCCAAGAGCAAGCGUGACACAAUCGAGCCUGCCGCCGCUUUCAAGUCGGCGGUCAGCGUUCUGGACCUCCCGGUAUCUGCUGGUUCUGCUACGUCGGAGCCAAAGGAGGCUGAGAACACUUUCGCAAUCAAGCAAUCUGAGGGUACAGUGUCUGAGCCAGAAGCACGCCUUGUCUACGUUCAGACUAACGGCAAGCUGGCUUUGACCUGGAGAGUUGAGACUGAUGUCCUGAGCAACUGGCUCUUGACAUAUGUCGACGCUAUCGACGGUAGCCAAGUGCACGCGGUCGUCGACUAUUCCGCUGAUGCAAGCUACCAAGUCUACCCAUGGGGGAUCAACGACCCAACUGAAGGCGAGCGCACCAUCGUUGUAGAUCCAUUCGACAAACAAGCGAGUGAGUUCGGAUGGCACAGCGAUGGCUCCAAGACAUACGAUACCACCCGUGGUAACAACGGUGUGGCACAAAACAACUGGGCCAACAAAUCAGCAAGCGAGUACCUGAACCUUCCUCGGCCCGUCAGCACCGACCUAAAAUUCCACUACCCGUACUCACUCAAUGAGACCGAUUUCCAGAAGUAUUCAAACGCCUCGGUCACCCAGCUGUUCUAUACAUCCAACGUGUACCAUGAUCUGCUGCACAAGCUCGGCUUCAACGAACAGGCCGGAAACUUCGAGAUUAACAACAACGGUGCCGGUGGAGCAGGAAACGACUUUGUCUUCCUCAAUGCGCAAGACGGUAGCGAUUUCAACAAUGCCAACUUUGCUACACCACCAGACGGUCAGGCUGCGCGUAUGAGGAUGUACAUGUGGAACGGAACCACACCUUUCAGAGAUUGCUCCUUUGAUGCCAGUGUCAUUAUUCACGAAUACACGCACGGACUUUCUAACCGCCUCACGGGUGGCCCUGCAAACUCUAACUGUCUAAACGUCCUGGAAUCAGGAGGCAUGGGUGAAGGCUGGAGUGACUUCUACGCCAUUGCAACCCACCUCAAGGCCGGUGACACUCGCGAAACCGACUACCCGAUGGCCCCAUGGGUCAGCGGUAAGCCCAAUGGCAUCAGGAAUUACUUGUACUCCACCGACAUCAACGUCAACCCUCAAACAUACAUCUACGUUGACCCUCAGACCAGGGUGCAUCCUAUUGGCAACAUCUGGGCUGGUAUGCUUUACGAGGUUCUCUGGAACCUCAUCGACAAGCACGGCAAGAACGACGCUGGCACACCCGACUUCGACAGCAACGGUCUCCCCACCGACGGCAAGUACCUUGCAAUGAAGAUUGUCAUGGAAGGAAUGGCAUUGCAGCCAUGCAACCCCAACUUCGUGUCCGCCCGCGAUGCGAUUGUUGAUGCCGACAAAAUCCUGACUGGUGGAGACAACAAGUGCGAGAUCUGGAAGGGUUUCGCGAAGAGGGGUCUUGGCAAGGACGCAAAGUACGACCGUGUCGCAAGGACAGAGAGCUACGAUUUACCAGAGGGCGUAUGCGCAUAAAGUGUCAGCGUUUGAACAGCAUUUUGAGGCGUUUCGCAGCAUUGGCGAUGAGCAUAGUAACGUUAAAUUUUAAUGAUUCAUGUCAAAUUCUUGUGUAGACG